AUGCUUUGCACGAUGAAGCUGUCCCAAGCCGUCUUCGCGUGCUCAACGGCGACUUCUCUGCCUCGACGUGUGUGCUGUUAUGCAUGGAGAAGUGUGGUGUGGAAACAGUCAAAUAUCGCAGACGUUUGCAUUGAGCCUUCUAUCCAUUGGAUCCCGUCUCCUCGUGUGCUCAUGGCAUUUUCGUUUCACGAGUUUUCGAGUAAUGGGCCCAAAUGUGUUUCUGCGGUGAUGUUCUUUUUUUUUGUGUUUUUGUUGUCUCUGUCUUCCCCACCCCUCUCAUUCCUGCCUGCACUCGUGCACUGUGUGUAUCCUUCUCUCCGAUGUGAGGGCUCGGUGUGUGUGUGUGUGCGUGUCUCCAGCCAAUUCUACGAGUCACCGCUUGUAUAG
Messenger RNA from Trypanosoma grayi, 387 nucleotides. RefSeq lists its product as hypothetical. The coding region runs from base 1 to 387 and encodes 128 amino acids. The transcript has a single exon. The record is from RefSeq and is a predicted model, not a curated record. Lineage: Eukaryota; Euglenozoa; Kinetoplastea; Trypanosomatida; Trypanosomatidae.